UAAGAAAGACUUUUGCGCUUCAGUCGUAGCUUGACGCAUCUCAGGAGUGGUGGUGAUUAUCCUCGUUAAGAGACCGGUGCACAUUUUCAUCAUUUUUUUUUUUCUGUCAACGAAUAAUUGUCAUUCAAAGUAUACAAUCCGAUUAAAUAACAUCAUUUUCUUCCACUACAUUUCUUCGUACUGUUUUUUAAAUCCUUGGAAAUUUGUGACAAAAUGGGAGGAUUAACGCAAAGGCCAUGGACACCUACAAAAAGAAGAGGCCCCAUUGCUGCUGAAUACAAUAGUCCUGGACCUGCUUGUGUUACUUUACCACCACUUAUCGGAAAAACUGUACCGGAUUCGAAACGAGGAAGAGCACCUGCAUUUUCUUUUGGAAGCAGACACGUAGCUAGAAAUGAUAGUCCUGGUCCAGGACCUGGCCAAUACAACGUAUCCGGUCUUAGUGCAAAAGGUAAAGAUGGUGCACCUGCUUCAUCAUUGCAUGGUCGUACCAAAUCAUCGAAAUUUGAAAUAACUCCAGCACCAGGUGAUUACAAUCCGGAAAAAGCUGGAAAAGUUAUUUUGGAUAAUUCACCGAAAUAUUCGUUUGGAAUUAGAACCCAAACUGAGAAGAUCAGUUGUACACCCGCACCAAGUGAUUAUUGUACCGAAAACGUGAAUCUCGACAAAGCUCCAGAGUACAGUUUUGGCAUAAGACCUGUUCUGGAUAAACCGAGUGACGUUCCUGCACCUGGUGCCUAUUAUCCCGAAAGAGUCAAAUUGAAUCACUCACCUCAAUACAGUUUUGGAUUGAGAACUUCGCUCGAUAAAUUGAACGAUACACCAGCUCCAGGAACGUACAGUCCAGAAAAAGUGAAUUUAUCUAAAAGUCCUCGAUACAGUUUAACUGGAAAGGGUCACGAAGAAAAACCGGUCGAUACUCCAGCACCUGGUACUUAUCGCCCUGAAAAUGUUAAGCUGGAUUCUACUCCACAAUUUAGUUUCGGUAUUAGAACACCAUUAGAUAAGAUUAGUGACACACCAGCGCCAGGUACAUACAGUCCAGAAAAAUUUAAUUUGGAUAAAGGUCCUCAGUAUAGUUUAACCGGCAAAGGUCCUAGUGAUAAACCUAAUGAUGUUCCAGCACCAGGUACAUACUGUCCUGAAAAAGCUAAAUUAGAUCAUUCUCCUCAAUUUAGUUUCGGAUUACGUACAUCUCUCGAUAAAAUUAGCGAUACACCAGCACCUGGCACUUAUAGUCCUGAAAAGAUAAACUUGGAUAAAGGGCCACAAUAUAGUUUGAGUGGCAAAGGUCCGUCUGACAAAAUUGAUAAUACUCCAGCUCCCGGCACUUAUUCUCCGGAAAAAGUUAAAUUAAACAAAGCACCACAAUAUAGUUUUGGUUUAAGAACUUCAUUGGAAAAACCGAAUGACACACCUGCUCCUGGAACUUACGCUCCUGAGAAAUUCAACUUGAAUAAAGGUCCUGAAUACAGUUUAAGUGGAAAAGGUUUAUCAGAAAAACCAAAUGAUUUCCCUGCACCAGGAACAUAUAGCCCAGAAAAAGUAAAUUUAGACAAAGGACCACAAUUUAGUAUCUCCGGAAAAGGAAUGACUCCAAAAUUGAAUGAUAAUCCUGGCCCUGCAGAUUACCGUCCAGAGAAAGUAAACCUUCAACAUAAACCUUAUUUCUGUUUUGGUAGUAGAACACCUUUGGAUAAACCUAAAGAUACACCAGCACCUGGAACUUAUUGCCCAGAAAAAUCGCAAUUAGACAAAGCUCCUCAAUUUAGUUUUGGUAUAAGACCACCUCUUGAAAAGCCUAAUGAUAUACCAGCACCUGGCACAUAUAAUCCUGAAAAGGUAAAUUUAAAUAAAUCUCCACAAUAUAGUUUUGGAUUAAAACCUGAUAUACGUCAAACAUAUACAAUUCCAGGACCUGGUGAAUACAGUCCAGAAAAAGCCAUGUUUUUGCUUGAAAAAGCUCUACAAUUCACUUUUGGUCUUAGACCUCCAAUGAGCAGAUUAAAUGAUACUCCAGCACCUAACGUAUAUAACAUACCUUCUGCCCUCGGUGCAACGAAAGAAGGAAAUAAAAAAACAUCACCAGCAUAUUCAAUUUCUGGUAGACAAAAGACUUUCGCCGAUGAAAGAAUUUUAGUCCCCGGUCCUGGUACAUAUGAAACUAUAAAGCCAGAUGCAGUUAGAGUCAAAAGUCCAGCUUAUAGUAUAAGCGCACGAUUUGAGGUACCAAGUGAUCAUUCCAAAAUUCCCGGUCCUGGCGCACAUUGUCCAGAAAAGGUUCUUCUAGAUGUUCCUCCGGCUCAUACAUUCGGUAUUAGACAUUCACCUUAUAUUUGCAACUUGAAAGAUAUGGUUUAUUAAUUAUAAUUCAAACGAUGCAUAUAUUAUCUUGUUCUUAAACUAUAAAAAUAAUUUUAUUACACA
Messenger RNA from Polistes dominula (European paper wasp), 2427 nucleotides. RefSeq lists its product as uncharacterized. Lineage: Eukaryota; Metazoa; Arthropoda; Insecta; Hymenoptera; Vespidae. The record is from RefSeq and is a predicted model, not a curated record. Gene Ontology annotation, cellular component: cytoskeleton.